Molecule: messenger RNA, 1016 nt
Organism: Punctularia strigosozonata HHB-11173 SS5
Lineage: Eukaryota; Fungi; Basidiomycota; Agaricomycetes; Corticiales; Punctulariaceae
Exons: 3
Coding region: 83-889 (268 amino acids)
Source: RefSeq, a predicted model, not a curated record
CGCCAUAUCUGCACCUGUGCCCUUGUCCAGCAAUCUCCAGCUGUAGCCUUACCUUUUUGCUCCUUGUUGUAACCAAACCAAGAUGCUUCCUCUCCGUGCCUACACUUUCAUCGGCCUCAACGCUAUCCGCGCGCUGAGCAUAAUCGCGCUCAUCCUCAUGUUCUCCUCAAGCAUCGUCACCCUCGUCCACGACGUCCAAGGUGUCAACCGCUUCAUCGAAGCCGGCAAGCACCUAUCCUCCUCCUCGAACUCGACCACCUCGGACGACACCAUGCUCGACUGCGACUACAUCGAAGGCACCACCGUCCCGCACCAGCCCGCAGGCGCCUUCUGGGCCGUGCUCAACCGCCUCCUCAUCAUCUUCCAAAUCGUCAUCCUCAUCCUCUCCGAGCUCGGCUGGCCCGCCAAGUUCUUCGACACCUUCUUCCCCGUCCUCGGCGCCGACUUCGGGCUCGGGCCCCUCGGGCUAUUCGAGUGCCUCCUCGGCGCGGCCGUGCUCUCGCACCACGUCGACACCUUCGCCCUCGUCUCCGCCUUCUUCCUCUUCUCCGUCGGCUGCCUCAACAUCUUCAUCGGCCUCGUCUUCCGCGGCUCCGCCCGCCCGCGCCGCUCCAUCUUCGCGUGGCGCGAGCGCGCGAAGGACGUGCUGCCCACCAACGUCGGCGUCGGACCGAUCAGGGCCGACCUCUCGAGCCCGCCGCCGUUCGUGAGCAAGGUGUGGGACGGCGUGAGCGAGAAGAUCGCGGAGCAUUCGACGGGCGAGAGUGGCAAGUCGGGCUACGGCUUCGGACGCCAGGGCGAGAAGGCAGCCGGUCUCAAAGGUUUCCUCCUCACCAAACCCGCCGAGUCGCUUCCUCGCUACGCUCCCAAGCCGAGUGGCUCGUUUUAAGAAAGAUACGGACCAACGCAACGAAAGAACACUCCGGGGCUCACGCGCGCCACGUAUCUUACAGGAUAUCACUCUCAUAAUGAACCUGCAAGCACAUGUAUCACGUAGCAUCCUCAUUCUAUAUUAU